Molecule: messenger RNA, 1738 nt
Organism: Mirounga angustirostris (Northern elephant seal)
Lineage: Eukaryota; Metazoa; Chordata; Mammalia; Carnivora; Phocidae
Gene: KLK4
Product: kallikrein related peptidase 4
Exons: 5
Coding region: 748-1227 (159 amino acids)
Biological process (GO): proteolysis
Molecular function (GO): serine-type endopeptidase activity
Source: RefSeq, a predicted model, not a curated record
UGUCUGUGCCUUGGGGCACCGUGUCUGUUCCUGCGCAGCCAUGACUCAGUGUCCUCCUAGGUAUGACUAAAGCUGCCUGUGUGACCUACCACGUGCCGUGCUCUCUGGUUACACACACGUGAUUCCUCGUAUCAUAGGGAGCUUGUGCGUGUGCUGCCGAUGCAUUGUGUGUGUGGCUUUGCACGCCUCUGUGUGUGACACAUUGUGAUGAGCUGUGUGGUCGAACCGGUGAGAGGGGGUGCGUUACUGGCCGAAGGAUUCUGGCGGUCUGUGCCUGUACAUAUCCCGGGGAGUGACAACGACGGCGGAUGAUGCUGUGAGGACGUGGGAAGCCCAGGGUGCCGCUAACAGGGAGACUGUGCGUCUGGAGGAGUCACCCAUUUCGGGAGCCCUGGUUCCACCCAGAGACCAUCCCCAGACCUGACUACGCCCCUGAAGCCCUAACCACGCCCUUAGCCCGUGGCCACGCCCCCAGGAGCCUUGUUCCGCCCCGAGCCCGCCCCUAGCCCUGACCCGCCCUCAGGAUCCUUGGCCUCGGCUGGCGGCGGCGACAUCAUCAACGGCGAGGACUGCAGCCCGCACUCGCAGCCCUGGCAGGCGGCACUGUUCACGGCAAACGAAUUCUUCUGCGGGGGCGUCCUGGUGCAUCCGCAGUGGGUGCUGUCCGCGGCACACUGUUUCCAGGACUCCUACACAAUCGGGCUGGGACUGCACAGUCUUGGGGCCAACCAAGAGCCAGGCAGCCAGAUGAUGGAGGCCAGCUUCUCCAUACAGCACCCAGAGUACAACAAACCCUUUAUCGCCAACGACCUCAUGCUCAUCAAGUUGAAAGAAUCGGUGUCCCGGUCUGACACCAUCCGGAACAUCAGCAUCGCCUCCCAGUGCCCAGCAGCUGGGGAUUCUUGCCUCGUUUCUGGCUGGGGUCAGCUGAUUGAUGGCAGGCAGCCCCCAGUGCUCCAGUGCGUGAAUAUCUCGGUGGUGCCCGAGGAGAUCUGCAAUGCCUUCUAUGCCCCCGUGUACCACCACAGCAUGUUCUGCGCUGGCGGAGGACAGGACCGGAAGGACUCCUGCAAAGGUGACUCUGGGGGCCCCCUGGUCUGCAACGGGUCCCUGCAGGGUCUCGUGUCUUUUGGACAAGCCCAGUGUGGCCUACCCUACGUGCCAGGCGUCUACACCAACCUCUGCAAGUUCACUGACUGGAUACAGAAAACCAUCCAGGACAGUUAACUCCUGGAACUUGGACCCAAGAAACCGAGCCCCCAAUAUAUGUUGUGGAAGGGAUUCAGGACCCUGGGUGUCCAGUGCUUUCCUCCCUGAGACCCAGGAGUCUAGACCCCCAACCCCCUCCUCCCUCAGCCCCAGGAAUCCAAUCCCACCAAGAAUCUUUUCCUGUACAAAGUGCCCCCUGGUGGCAAAAUGUUGGCCCAGCCUUACCAGUAGCAGAGAAGGUUGGUUUUUCACCUUCUUGUUCCCUUAUCUCAAGCCCAGAAAUAAAAUCUAAGAGAAACACAGGCUCUGUUUGAACUGUCGUCCUUGCUUCCAUUCCCAUUCACAGGAUUCCAGCAAAUAACUUUUCCUCCUUGGGCCUUAGUUUCCCCCAGGAGGGCCACUGGAUUCCCAAGGGAGGAGAUAUGCUUGAGACGUUAAGAGAAAUUGAUUCUGUGGAUGUUGUCCAAUUUCAAAAAAGUCAAGUCAGCAAAUGACAAAUUAAUGAGGUUUUCUUGCUUAGUUUUCUUUU